AUGACCGUAGAUGAGUUCUUUCAGUUAGCCGACCAGAUUUGGGAUUAUACCCCUGAUAUCAUGGAUGCAGGGAUGACUCAUGAGUUUGCAGGACUCUUCGCAGCACGGGCAGUAGCCAGGAUAUCUGAUCCAACGGAGAUGAUUCUAGGUUACGAUGAUGAUGAGGAGGCUGUGAACCAUGGAAUUCCUCUGUCUCUGACGGAAAGAAUGAAGGGAAUUGUAAGGGAAUUCAUUCAACUACCUUUGGAGGAAAAGCUCAAGUACAAAAUACAAGAGACUGAAGGCUAUGGGCAGUCCUUUGUAGCCUCAGAUGACCAAAUACUGGACUGGGCAGAUAUUAUGUCCUUGACAACUCUACCUCCAGAGAAUAGAAAAAUGGAUUUUUGGCCUACAAAGCCAUCAGAUUUUAGAGAAACCGUGGAUCAAUACGCACUUGAAAUUCAAAAGUUUGGGAAUACAGUCCUUCGCCGCCUAUCAGAAAACGCUGGGCUAAAACCUGACCAUUUCAUUAACAUGUGUGGCAAAUUGAUACAGUCCAUGCGACUGAAUUACUACCCACCCUGCCCAAGACCAGAUCUGGUUUUAGGUAUAAGCCCUCAUUCAGAUGCAAGUGUUUUCACAGUGUUGUUGCAGGAUGAUGAAACAGUUGGGCUACAGAUCUGUAAGGAUGGUGAAUGGGUUCCUGUUCAACCCAUCCCUGGUGCCCUGGUUAUCAAUAUUGGGGACAUGCUUGAGGUGAUAAGCAAUGGAAUUUAUAAGAGCAUUGAGCACAGGGCAGUCACAAACAUGGACAGAGAUCGAAUCUCCAUUGCCAUGUUUUGUAGUCCGAGUGGGGAAACAGAAGUGGGUCCUGCUCCUGAGCUCAGUGAUGAGUUGCAUCCCUGUCAAUAUAGAACAUUCAUUCGCGCAGACUAUGUGCAGAAUUUAUUUUCUGGAAAACUUGAAGGGAAAAAGAAGAUUGAUUUUGCCAAAAUCAAGUCAUAA
Cryptomeria japonica (Japanese cedar) is the source of this 984-nucleotide messenger RNA. RefSeq names its product oxoglutarate-dependent flavonoid 7-O-demethylase 1-like. Lineage: Eukaryota; Viridiplantae; Streptophyta; Pinopsida; Cupressales; Cupressaceae. The transcript is spliced from 4 exons. The record is from RefSeq and is a predicted model, not a curated record. Bases 1 to 984 code for a protein of 327 amino acids.